Fomitiporia mediterranea MF3/22 is the source of this 915-nucleotide messenger RNA. RefSeq lists its product as uncharacterized. Gene Ontology annotation, molecular function: transmembrane transporter activity. NCBI's taxonomy places the organism in Eukaryota, Fungi, Basidiomycota, Agaricomycetes, Hymenochaetales, Hymenochaetaceae. Gene Ontology annotation, cellular component: membrane. Gene Ontology annotation, biological process: transmembrane transport. The record is from RefSeq and is a predicted model, not a curated record. The transcript has 4 exons. Bases 1 to 915 code for a protein of 304 amino acids.
AUGUUUGAUCUCCCUCUUAUACCGUUGAUUAUUAUACAGGCUGUGUACUCGUUAGAGGGAUGCGAAACAGCGGCGCAAGUAGCCGAAGAGGCCAUACGCGCCGAGUUACUCGCGCCACUCGCCAUAGUCGUUUCCAUUAUAGGCUCAUGGAUCGUCGGAGUAGCAUACAUGCUCUCGCUCCUGUUCAGUGUUCAAUCCAUCCCUGCCAUCCAAUCAUCAACGCUUGCCCUCCCCGUCGCACAACUCUUCGUCGACGCGGCUGGGAGAAAGCUUGCUUUAUUGUGUCUUGUUAUCGUAGGACUUGCUCAGGGGAUGGCUGCCGCGACGGCUUUCACCGCGAGUGCGAGAUUGUUAUAUGCGCUCGCCCGGGAUGAUGCAGUCCCUACUGCGGUGAAAGGCUCUUUAAUGAGAUUAAAUAGGGGUCAAGCGCCGUAUGUGGGCGUCUGGGUGAGCGUGCUUGUUGGAUGUGUAAUAUCAUGCGCGUAUAUUGGGAGUAGCAUCGCAUUUAAUGCAAUACUUUCGUCCGCUGCGGUUGCUGUCAUGCUGAGCUACCUCCAGCCUAUUAUCAUCCGUGUCUUCUGGCCCCUUUCGCUGAAAGAACGGGGACCGUUUCAUCUCGGAUCUUGGUCCUGGGCCAUUAAUCUUGCAAGCUUCCUGUUCACGGUUUUUAUUUGCAUCCUCUUUAUUCUCCCAACCGCGCACCCAACAAAUGCCCAAAAUAUGAACUACGCGGUAGUCGCUAUUGGCGGGCUGAUCGUACUCACCACGCUUGCUUGGUUAUUUUGGGGUCGAGUUCAAUUUGACGGACCAGUCAAAACCGUUUUGGCCUAUGGUGAUGGAGGGAGUGAAGGAGGAUUGGGAGGGAGUGAAGAUCCAGAUAGGAAAUCUGGUGGCUUGGAAGUAGAAGUUGGGUAG